GUUGGAAGCGCGCCAGCGAACCGCCGACGCUUUCAUCCCACUUUCAUUUUCCCCCGUACAGCCGUAUAUAAAUCCACCUGCAGCUCUCCUCCUCACUGCAGCACCUUCACAGACCCCGAAGAGACCGAGCUUCCGAGCAGCACCAACAAACCCCAGAGACAUGGCCUCCUCCACUGCGGCGCUCCUCCUGCUGGGACUCCUCUGCGUGGGCUUCGCAUCAGCUGAGAUGAUGGUGGACUGCUGCCUGACGGUGGCUGAGAAGCCCAUGCCGCUUCACCUCCUUCAGAGCUACACCAUCCAGGAGGCUGGGAACGGGUGUAGAAUCAGCGCCACCGGGUUCAUCACAAAGCUUGGAAAGACGCUGUGCGUCUCCCACCCCAACAAUAAGUUAUGGGUGAGGAAAUACAUCAAAUACCUGGAUGAGAAAAGAGCAGGACGCCACUGAAUCAGGCGUGGAGAGGAGAGGAUUCUGGGAAAAGAUGGCUGAAGAGGAAGAAGGGCCGACUCGGAUGAGAAUGUUCUGUAGAAGAGUCGUGUGCGGUUUUGAGUGUGUUUUCCUUCCUUUUGUGGAGUUUGUGGCGUUGAACUCGACCCAUUUCGUUUUCAUAAUUUCACAUCAAUUAUUUUCAACUGUACGGUGACUUCCUUUUUAUAUUAUAAUCAUAAAUCUGUAAAGUAUGUUAGCAAAAUGUAUCCAAAUGUAUUCUAUGAUUAUGUUCUCAGACAGUUUGUUGUUUUUUAAAAUAAAGUUUUGUUUUAUUUUUUAAA
Molecule: messenger RNA, 768 nt
Organism: Pungitius pungitius (ninespine stickleback)
Lineage: Eukaryota; Metazoa; Chordata; Actinopteri; Perciformes; Gasterosteidae
Product: C-C motif chemokine 19-like
Exons: 4
Coding region: 161-445 (94 amino acids)
Biological process (GO): immune response
Cellular component (GO): extracellular region
Molecular function (GO): chemokine activity
Source: RefSeq, a predicted model, not a curated record